UCAUCGUCGAACAACAAAGACAUACAUGCACAGAACAAUCACCUGCUAACAACUCGCUGCUUAUCCCUCACACCCUCUUGCUACCUCCUUUGAUACAACUAUUAACCAACCGCCCAAAACCAGGCGUCGGACCACGAUAAAGACCCAUCUCCAGCCAUCGAAUUCGCGAUUCCUUUUGGUCCCUGCGCUGCGUAGCCACGCCCCACUGCCGUCCCAACUUCUUAAGGGUCCGGUCUCCCGAGCAAUCCUUAUCAAACAACAUGUCGCACUUCAGCAACAUGGCCGCCCCUCACCCAGUAUCCCCCAGGACUACUACACCAAACUCUGGGAGUAGGACCAUGGAGGUCCGCCCUCAGCCUGUCCUGCGUCUGUCAGCACCUUCGGGCGUGCUCCGUCUGCGAGCAGAGCCCUCGCAACGUCGACACAUUCAAUGGGCGGAAGACGUGGUUGACAAUGAAGGCAUGGGGAAGAAAUCAUCCAAAGUCUGCUGCAUUUAUCACAAGCCCCGCGCUGCCGACGAGUCUUCCGACGAUGACUCUUCAGAUUCAUCAUCAGACUCAGAUUCAGACUCUGAGCCCGACAACAGCACCGCAAGACCUGCUGGAAGAAUUGGCGGUGCGCGCGGCAGACGGCCACAUCAGCACGAUGAUGGUUGUGAAGACGUCCACGAUCAUGGCGAGGCCUCUGGUACCCCGCAAAAGCACAAACGUCAACGGAGGAAGCCAAGCCCGAAUGCUUACGAGAAGAUGCCGAAGCAGAAGAAGUGAACUUCAAUUGCGCUUCAGAUGGCAGACUCACUUGGUCAUGCCGGGAGCUGGCUUGUACGACUUGGAAACGAUUCUCAUUGCUUGGAGUUACGGGUGUUCACGAGACACGUUAUGAUUGGGACUGCGUCAUUGCAUAGCGCUGGUAACGGACUUGGAUAGUCCGUAAAACUUCGUUUUUCGCUGUUGAAAUUUGGCGCAUUGAAGCUUUUACAUCAUCCUGUAGCAUUAAAUUUGCGCAUGUGAAGUUGGGACAUGUAUCCCUCUUAUGCUUAUUC
Messenger RNA from Alternaria alternata, 1042 nucleotides. RefSeq lists its product as hypothetical. NCBI's taxonomy places the organism in Eukaryota, Fungi, Ascomycota, Dothideomycetes, Pleosporales, Pleosporaceae. Gene Ontology annotation, cellular component: nucleus. Gene Ontology annotation, molecular function: protein serine/threonine phosphatase inhibitor activity; protein phosphatase 1 binding. The coding region runs from base 261 to 767 and encodes 168 amino acids. The record is from RefSeq and is a predicted model, not a curated record. The transcript has 2 exons.